UUUGGGGGCUGGCCUGUCAAACUUACUCGUUGAUACUUUCCAGUAGCUGCCUAACCACUAACGGUGAUUUUUUUCCUCCCUUCCUCCUCCUUUGGACAAGCUCUCCACAAAGAAGAUGCUGCUGAGCCUGAUUGCUCUGCUCUCUGCUGCCCUGUUAGCCAACGCAGCCCCUCCGACUUGCUACUCGAGGGCCUUGUCUCUGAGCAAAGAAAUCACGGAGUCCUUUAAGGAGUUGCAGACCUCCAAAGCUGUGGACUCAUGUGUGGAGAUGCUGCCCAGGCUGUACCUGGACAUACAUAAUUACUGUGUGUUGGCAAAACUCCGCGAUUUUGUGGCCUACCCCAGAUGUGAGGGAGUGUUUGAAGUGAGCGAGCUGAAGGAAAAAGCCCGGAGCCUGUACACCAUCAUGAUUUCGUACUGCAGAAGGGACUUGGUGUUCCUCACUGAUGACUGUAGCGCUUUGGAAAGUCCUAUUCUACCUCCCACUGAGCCUUCCAUCAUUGACAGCUAAAAUGGAGUCAACCCGAAAGUUGCACCUGGGGAAUUUUCAAGAAGAUGAAGCGUCAAAAUAUGUAUACACGGUCAACUACCACGUUAACAACAAAGAUCUUUUUCAAGCACACUAGCAAUAUUAUCUCAGACCUACCCAUUUUUCUCAGCCUUGGCAGGAAAUUAACUGCAUGCCUUGCAUACUUACUGAGCUGCUAGGGAAACUACAGUUAGAGAGCAUUUUUUUAAUUUGGCAAGGUAUGAUUAAUUCAGCUUAGCCAAAUGUAUAAGGUAUGUUUUGUUUAAACAUUAGAUACUAGAUGUUUUUUACUCUUUUUAUGAAUAACUACAUUCAUAUAAAGAAAACAGAUUACGAUCAAAUUUUAUCCUUUCCUGACUUAGAAGUUCUUCUUUUAAAAGAUGGGCAUGGAAGGGACGAUAUUUGUUUUUUCUUAAAGUGUUUGAUACGAGAAGUGUAAUUCUGUACUGGCAGACAACUCUUUAAGUGUAUAGCUCGUAUAUGUAUACUAAUAGUUCUUGAUGUCAGACUUGUAAGAACAGAGGUGAAAGUAACUGUCUCUGUGGAAAACUAAAUAAAAACAUCCUUCUAACCCAA
Messenger RNA from Phalacrocorax carbo (great cormorant), 1105 nucleotides. The record is from RefSeq and is a predicted model, not a curated record. NCBI's taxonomy places the organism in Eukaryota, Metazoa, Chordata, Aves, Suliformes, Phalacrocoracidae.